Molecule: messenger RNA, 207 nt
Organism: Aspergillus saccharolyticus JOP 1030-1
Lineage: Eukaryota; Fungi; Ascomycota; Eurotiomycetes; Eurotiales; Aspergillaceae
Exons: 2
Coding region: 1-207 (68 amino acids)
Source: RefSeq, a predicted model, not a curated record
AUGUCGUUCUGGAGUUCGUACAAAAGUCUCUCCCCCAAGACGCGAGCCCUCUUCGGAGUCGGCGCCAUGACAUGGGCGGCUAUUGGUUUGUGGGCGACGCCGCAGGUGGAAGGCGCCAUGGGCUUGACGCCGACGCCGGAGGAGCAGCAGGAAUUGGAUCGGAAACUGGCCGUUCGGGUGACGAGGGUUGAGAGAGAUGGGAACUGA